GUAGGAAGCCCACGAUGCCACUAAACGGGGCCGACGAAGGGCGGCCGGCGGCAUACGAGCUGCUACACAACGAACCAGACGAGAUAGACCUCGCAGUAUUUUCACCCUCAGAAAGGAGAGUGGGGAUCGGAGAGCCUGGCAGCGAUGGAGGACCCCGACCGGACCGAACGUCUCAGCCUUCAGACUCGCCCCGAGACUAUGAGCCCGCGAAUUCCCGCACUACGUCCAAUACCCCGAUUAUCGAGGAGUCUACCGCCAAUCCUGCCGAUGAUCCAAAGAACACUUCGAACUCAUCGGACCAGCCAGAUACUUCAGACUGGUUUGGGACGGAAGUUGCAGGUGUUGUCAUCUCGGCAGCCCUCCUUGCUGGGAUGAUUGGUUUACUGUACUAUUAUAAUCGCAAACCCCAGCCAAACUGGCCAUAUACCUCUUUGAACUCAGUCGUCUCUUGGUUAAGUACUCUCUCCAAAGCUAGUCUUAUGUUUUCCGUGGGCGAAAUACUAGGACAGCUGAAGUGGCUUUGGUUUGCUCAGCAGGAGCGACCUUUGCAACAUCUACGAGCUUUCGAUUCGGCCAGUAGGGGAGCUUGGGGGAGUCUCCAGCUCUUUUGGGCUUUGCACAUCCGGACCCUCGCCGGGAUAGGGGCGCUGAGCAUGAUUCUUGCCCUAGGUUUUGAUCCCUUCUCGCAGAAUUUGGUACAUACAUAUCCGGGGUUGAUUGUGGACCCAUUGGGAACUGCACGCAUCGCAAAUCUCUCCGCGUACAACACCACAGGGCCGUGGAUAACUGACACGUACAAAGAGAUCUCAGAUGAUGGUGACAUCUACUAUGUUGACCCCGUCCUGAAGGCAAAUGUGUACAAUUCACUUUUCAACCGCGACCACAGCCAGCCCUGGGCCACCCCACAAUAUUUCUGCUCAUCGGGCAACUGUACAUGGGAUGCCCCGGUCACUGCUUUCGAGGUGCGGCCCACUUGCACCAACAUCACCAGCAAAUUGACGACCAAAUGCUAUCCUGGGGGUUUCAUAUUCGGUAACAUUACGUUUGAUCGCUACGGAUGCAUCGUAAGCUUGCCCACCAGGGAUAUCUUUGCUAUCUAUUUCCCGGGUAAACUUGGGAUUAGCGAACUUAUGACCUUUGGCAUCAUCGAUAUCACGUUCAAUGGUUCGCUUGCGUACAAUGCUGCGACAGACAGGGUAGCCGGUUUCCAAUACAUCGGGCCCCGCGCCACCACCAAACAGGUUACCGAAGGGCGCAUCCCGAACAACACCCAGUGGGAAGCUACCGAGUGUCUUCUUGAGCCUAUCGUGCGCCGAUUCUACCCCAGGGUCGAUCAGAACAACUACGCCGAGGACAAACCGGAAACCUGGUCGUCCACGGAUAAGAACUGGGAUGAGACCGGUUAUUCGAUGCCGUAUGGCGUCAACUAUAACCCUUCGGUACCCUCACUCAUGACAUGGAACGCAUUCCAUGCGAACUAUUUCUUUCUGUACUCCAUCUUAUCGGGCGCACCAUGGCGUAACAAAACGGUUUAUUAUGAGACGAGCGUCCAAGACUGGGUACCGACAUACAAUUUAUACGCCGCCACCGAUGCGCUUCAAGCGCUGGAAGUAGGUGAUAUCGUCGGGUGUAGCGACAUCCUUGCCGAACGGCUGAAUUGUACGAUGCAGAACGUGGCCGCCGCCAUGACGAAGACCUUCCGUGAUGCGGCAUACCUCGCCAAUCCCGCGACGGCGCCCAUGGUGUCAGGGCAGGCCAAGAUCAGCGCGGUUUUUAUCAGCGUCCAUUGGCGGUGGUUGGUCCUGCCCCUCUUUCUCUGGGCUCUAGGGGCCACGGUAGUUCUGCUAACGCUGUGGAGAACCCGGCGAGCGCGCGUGCCGGCUUGGCGAAACGAUACGCUGCCGUUGCUAUUUCUAUAUCAAAGCGGUGGGGAGCGGCGGGGACUGGACCGAGCUAGACGAUUGGUGCUGCAUGACGCAGGAGGCGGGCCUGGCCGAGCGAGUGGUCACGAGAUGCCGUUUUUCGGAGCCCUGGGGUGCACCAGCGCCAUCGUCUUCACUGCCUGUGGGGCAGCUUACGGAACGGCGAAGGCUGGCGUCGGCGUUUGCUCCUCGGGAGUCCUCCGUCCUGACUUGAUAGUGAAGAACAUCGUGCCCAUCGUCAUGGCUGGUAUCCUCGGGAUCUACGGCUUGGUGGUUUCAGUCCUGAUCGCGAACAACCUCUCCCAAGAAGUAGCUCUCUACACCAGUCUUCUCCAGAUGGGUGCUGGCCUCGCGGUCGGGCUGUGUGGAUUAGCUGCAGGGUUUGCGAUUGGGAUUGUCGGGGACGCGGGAGUAAGAUGUACAGCCCAGCAGCCGCGACUUUACGUUGGCAUGAUCCUGAUUCUGAUCUUUGCCGAGGUCUUGGGCCUGUAUGGUUUGAUUGUCGCUCUUUUGAUGAACUCCCGCGCGAGCGUCACGGACUUCAAAUGCAGCUGA
Aspergillus brunneoviolaceus CBS 621.78 is the source of this 2477-nucleotide messenger RNA. RefSeq lists its product as uncharacterized. The record is from RefSeq and is a predicted model, not a curated record. Gene Ontology annotation, cellular component: proton-transporting V-type ATPase, V0 domain. Gene Ontology annotation, molecular function: proton-transporting ATPase activity, rotational mechanism. Gene Ontology annotation, biological process: proton transmembrane transport. The coding region runs from base 15 to 2477 and encodes 820 amino acids. Lineage: Eukaryota; Fungi; Ascomycota; Eurotiomycetes; Eurotiales; Aspergillaceae. The transcript is spliced from 6 exons.